Messenger RNA from Colius striatus (speckled mousebird), 2212 nucleotides. RefSeq names its product hes related family bHLH transcription factor with YRPW motif 1 (gene HEY1). Bases 41 to 958 code for a protein of 305 amino acids. Gene Ontology annotation, cellular component: nucleus. The transcript has 5 exons. Gene Ontology annotation, molecular function: RNA polymerase II cis-regulatory region sequence-specific DNA binding; protein dimerization activity; DNA-binding transcription factor activity, RNA polymerase II-specific. NCBI's taxonomy places the organism in Eukaryota, Metazoa, Chordata, Aves, Coliiformes, Coliidae. The record is from RefSeq and is a predicted model, not a curated record. Gene Ontology annotation, biological process: anterior/posterior pattern specification; Notch signaling pathway; circulatory system development.
CCGCCGCCUUCCCGACGGCCGCCCGCGCGCCGCCGCCGCCAUGAAGCGGGCGCACCCCGAGUACAGCUCGUCGGACAGCGAGGAGCUGGACGAGGCCGUCGAGGUGGAGAAGGAGAGCGCCGACGAGAAUGGGAACCUGAGCUCGGCCGCGGGCUCUAUGUCUCCCUCCACCACUUCGCAGAUCCUGGCUAGGAAGAGGCGCCGAGGGAUCAUCGAGAAGCGACGCCGAGACCGAAUCAACAACAGCCUGUCCGAGCUGAGGAGGCUGGUGCCCAGCGCCUUUGAGAAGCAGGGAUCAGCCAAGCUGGAAAAAGCAGAGAUUCUGCAGAUGACUGUUGAUCACCUGAAAAUGCUGCAUACAGCAGGAGGGAAAGGUUAUUUUGAUGCUCAUGCUUUGGCUAUGGACUAUCGGAGUUUGGGGUUUCGAGAGUGCCUGGCUGAAGUUGCGCGGUACCUCAGUAUUAUAGAGGGUCUGGAUGCCUCCGAUCCUUUGCGAGUCCGACUUGUGUCUCAUCUCAACAACUACGCCUCUCAACGGGAAGCGGCAAGCAGUGCACACGCUGGCAUUGGACACAUUCCUUGGGGCAGUGCCUUUGGACAUCACCCUCAUAUAUCUCACCCGUUGCUGCUGGCUCAAAAUGGGCACAGCAAUACCAGCGCUACAGCGUCUUCCACGGAACCACAUCACCAGACCAGGAUUGCUGCCCCACAUGCUGAAACUGCCUCACUCAGAGUGCCCCCAAAUGGCAGCGUCGGACCGGUGCUCCCCGUAGUCACAUCCACUACCAAACUGUCUCCUCCUCUUCUCUCCUCCAUGGCAUCUCUGUCUGCGUUCCCCUUCUCGUUUGGCUCCUUCCAUCUGCUGUCUCCCAAUAUGCUGAGCCCGUCUGCACCAACGCAGUCAGCAGCCCUUAGCAAACCCUACAGACCCUGGGGGACUGAGAUUGGAGCCUUCUAAGAACUAACUCUUUUAGUAGGGGUGGGGAAGCCUACGAACCUAGCUGAGCUGGGUUAUGCCACGCUUAAAGUUGAAGUUCUUAAUAACUGGGACAAAGGUACAGCUUCACGUUAACUAAGUUUGUCCAAAACCCCGUCUCUUUGGGUUUUUCUUUUUGUUUUCUACAUUUUUGUAUUAGCAGGUUUUUUGUUGUUUUUUUUUUGUUUAAAUAGUUGCUGAAGUUGUCAAAAAAUAAAAUUACGAUAGUGGUCGUUAACCCUUGUGUUAGAUCUGUGCCAAGCGUUUAAAUCGCUUCUGUGAAAGGUUUGUUUCAAAUGUUUUAAUUCUUCCUGAGUACGUCAGACCGCCUUUUCAUGAAGAGAUGUCACCUGUUGUCAUUAGCCAUGGCCUAGUUUAGUUAUUAAUUUUUCCAAGACCACUCUUCUCAGCAUUAACAAGCUGUGUUUUUUGGUAGUAUUUUGACAUUGAGAUGUUCUAUAAAGAAUUACUCCUUUUUUUGUAGACUGUAUUUGAGUCUUAUAUUUCUGAGGGAAAGCGUUGACAAAUCAAAUAGAUCAGCUUGACCAGGUUUAUCCAAGAUCUCAAUUUCUGUUUCUUCUGCAGACGUUCGGUAUAUCUGGUGCCCUUAUUCUAGUCCCCAGUGGACAUUGACUCAUAUCUUGGGAGCACCAUGCUCUUUCUUCCACCAAAAAGAGCAGUAUGUGCUUCAGAGCAAACUCUGAAGGACAGGAAAGGUGCAAGAGCCAAGUUAUACCCUAUAUUGAUCGUAGGUUUUGUUGCUGGGGAAGUGAAGGAGGAAAAGCUGUCACCUGCAGUAGUCUUCCAGACGGAGCUGGUCAUGUUCAUAUUCCUUUCAAAGGUACAGAUUCUGCUUUGAGUUACAGUGGAGUAAUUGUUCUGUUAGUCAUCUUGAGAUCAGACCCUUUCACUCUGAGCUUCAAAUUUGCACCUGAAAGGAGCGAUGCUGGUAUUUAAAUAGCCAGUGGGGUGGCAGAGUGGGAACCCUUCAGCCCAGAGCUGUGUUAGCUCAUGCAUCCGACCCAGCUGAUUUUCCUGCUGUCGUUUCCUUGCAGGUGUAGUUCAGUGCCGCUCCUCCUUCUGUAAGGGCUCUGGUGUGCAUGAGAGUGUGCGUGUAACUGUGUAUUUUGGUUGAUCUCACGAGAAUCUUAUUCUGAACAGGUUUCUCUAGUGGGUUUCACUGGACUGGGUUUGACUGCUCUUGUAUUUGUGUUGUGGCUAAAUAAAGGAGAAAGA